This is a messenger RNA of Paralichthys olivaceus (Japanese flounder), 963 nucleotides long. The record is from RefSeq and is a predicted model, not a curated record. NCBI's taxonomy places the organism in Eukaryota, Metazoa, Chordata, Actinopteri, Pleuronectiformes, Paralichthyidae.
GCAGCGAGGUGGAAACUGAGUGAAAUGGUUCUUUCGAGGAGCAGCAGAGCUUCGACCAGCAGCUGAACGGAAGUAUACAGUAAGCAUAUGUCACAGUGAGCAGCAGGACUGGGUUUUGUGAUUCUGAAAGACUUCACUACACUGACCUCCAACAUGAACAAUCCAGCCUUCAUCGUUCAGACCCUCAUCUGUCUGCUGUUUCACUUUGCUCCUGGACUUGUGCAGUGCUUCUCAGUUGCAGCAGGUGGAAAGAGAUCUGAACAGCUGUUUUACUGCGACGCUCCAGGCUGUGCUGCUCAGGUGACUGUGGUGUUUUGCCAAGACAAGAAGCUCUUCAGUAUUGAUCAUAGUGGUCAUCACCUCCCACAGUGUGCAGGCCCCCCACCACCCAAUUUUGUCUGCCAGCACCAUGGCCAGGCAUUCGUCUCCACCACUUCAGGAGCUUUAUGUGAAUUUGAAGGCAAUGAAGGUUAUAUUGAGACGAAAAAAUGCAAAGACCUCAACAGCUCAUGUGUUUUUCCCACUGAUCCCACACCUCCUACACCCGCAGGCAGAGCCAGCAUAGUUAGUGGAGUUAUUGUACUUUUCCAUGGACUCCGCUUCUGCUUCAUCUGCCAGCCAAGCCACACCCUCUCACAAUCCAACACAGCUGCUCCUCAWCACCUGCAAUCAAGCCCAGUAUAUAUUCACCAGCUCCACUCUCAGUCAGUUGCCAGAUUGUUCUACACCUUCAUGCAAGACUUUCCAGCAGUUGUCUCCGGACUGAUUCUUCGUUGCCGACCCUGCCUGUUCCUGACUAACCUGCCUCGUCCGAAACCUGGUAAUCACCUCUGCCUUCCGUCCCUGACCAAGUCUUCUGCCUGUUGCUAUCUGACCGAGUCUUCUGCCUGUUGCUGUCUGACCAAGUCUUCUGCCUGUUGCUGUCUGACCAAGUCGUCGGCCUGUUGCUGUCUUUGGUACUAA